Molecule: messenger RNA, 2318 nt
Organism: Leptonychotes weddellii (Weddell seal)
Lineage: Eukaryota; Metazoa; Chordata; Mammalia; Carnivora; Phocidae
Source: RefSeq, a predicted model, not a curated record
GGAGGUGGGUAAGCGCGCGCACCGCCCGUCCGUCGUGGUUUCCUGGCUGCGCGCGGCGGUGGCGGAGUGGCUGCAGCUGUAGCAGCAGCCGCGAAGAUGGCGGAGGGGUUGGAGCGUGUCCGGAUCUCCGCGUCGGAGCUGCGAGGGAUUCUGGCUGCUCUGGCUCCGCAGGCCGGGAGCAGAGAAAACAUGAAGGAGCCCAGGCAGCGCAGAGAUAACCGGCGCCCAGAUCUGGAAAUCUAUAAGCCUGGUCUUUCCCGAUUGAGGAACAAACCUAAAAUCAAGGAACCUUCUGGGAGUGACGAAUUUAAGGAUGAAAUUAUUAACGACAGGGAUUCCUCUGCUGUUGGAAAUGGUACACAGGUCAUUAAAGAUGUCUGCAAGGAACUGGAUAACCAACAUCAAAAUGGUCCUGUAGACCCAGAAAAUAUUGGGGCACAGGAGUCCUUUCCUAGCACUUCUGGACAAGAGGAUCGAAGUCUAAGAAUUAUCAAGAGAACAAAGAAACCUGACAUGCAGAUCUACCAGCCUGGAAGGCGUUUGCAGACUCUUACCAAAGAAUCGACUAGCAGAGUGGGUGAGGAAGAAAUCCUCAACCAGGUGGAGCAAUUGAGAGUAGAAGAAGAUGAGUAUAGGGGAAAUGUGAAAGAGGAGGUCAUGAAUAAACCAGACAAAGAAGAGGCAGAAAAAGGCCUAAAUGGUGACAGAAUAAGGGCUGCAAAGGGAGAAAAAGGAAAGAGGAUUGAGAAGGGGGAGGGGAUAAAGAAAGUGACCGAUGACCUGGCACAGGGGAAGCCGGGUUCAGCAAAGCGCUACUCCCGCUCAGACAAACGAAGGAACCGCUACCGCACUUGUAGUACCAGCUCGGCUGGCAGCAACAACAGCGCUGAGGGGGCUGGCCUGACUGAUAGUGGAUGUCGCCGCCGCCGACAGGAUCGGACCAAGGAGAGGCCACGACUGAAGAAGCAAGUAUCUAUGUCCUCAACUGACUCUUUAGAUGAGGACGGAAUCGAUGAGCCCGAUGGGCCCAGGAGGAGCUCGGAAAGGAAGAAACAUUUAGAAAGAAGCUGGUCUGGCCGUGGGGAGGGAGAGCAGAAAAUUAAUGGGAAAGAAAAUCGAGGCACUCUUCGUGUCACUUUUGAUGCAGAAACCAUGAACAAAGAUUCCCCCUUCGUGAGAUCAGCCAGGGAGGAUGUGGAUAGGAUAAAGCUUGACAAAGGCCUGAGCAGUGGGGGCAAAGGCUCAGAGAAGCAGGAGUCCAAAAACCUGAAACAAGAACUUCGAGGCCGUGGUCGUGGCAUUCUGAUUCUGCCUGCACAUACCACCCUAUCUGUCAGUUCAGCCGGUUCUCCAGAAUCUGCACCUUUGGGACCUCGGCUUUUAUUUGGAUCUGGUAGUAAGGGAUCUCGGAGUUGGGGCCGAGGAGGCACCACUCGACGAUUAUGGGACCCAAACAAUCCUGAUCAGAAACCUGCUCUAAAGAGCCAGACGCCCCAGCUACAUUUCUUAGACACUGAUGAUGAAGUCAGCCCUACCUCUUGGGGUGAUUCCCGCCAAGCCCAAGCAUCUUACUAUAAGUUUCAAAACUCUGACAACCCCUAUUAUUACCCCCGGACACCAGGCCCUGCCUCUCAGUAUCCUUAUACGGGCUAUAGCCCUCUGCAGUACCCUGUGGGCCCUACAAAUGGUGUGUACCCCGGGCCUUACUACCCAGGCUACCCAACUGCAUCAGGACAGUAUGUCUGUGGCCCCCUCCCUGCCAGCACCAUGAGUCCUGAGGAGAUGGAACAGCACAUGAGGAACAUGCAGCAGCAGGAGCUACAUAGGCUUCUCCGGGUGGCUGACAACCAGGAACUGCAGCUCAGCAACCUGCUCUCCAGGGACCGCAUCAGCCCUGAGGGUCUGGAGAAGAUGACCCAGCUCAGAGCUGAACUGCUGCAGCUAUAUGAGCGCUGUAUCCUAUUAGAUAUUGAGUUCUCUGAUAAUCAGAAUGUGGAUCAGAUCCUGUGGAAGAAUGCUUUCUAUCAGGUGAUUGAGAAGUUCAGGCAGCUUCUCAAGGAUCCAAAUGUUGAGAACCCCGAACAGAUUCGGAACAGACUUUUGGAGCUCUUGGAUGAGGGUAGUGACUUCUUUGAUAGUUUGCUUCAGAAGCUGCAGGUUACUUACAAGUUCAAACUGGAGGACUACAUGGAUGGUCUUGCCAUUCGCAGCAAGCCAUUACGCAAGACAGUAAGCCAGCUUCUUUAUCUUAAAUUUAAUCAUCCAUUUAGUAAGCAUUUGUCUAGUGUUAUGUGCUAGGCACUAUGCUAAGUGUUGAG